Molecule: messenger RNA, 947 nt
Organism: Apis florea (little honeybee)
Lineage: Eukaryota; Metazoa; Arthropoda; Insecta; Hymenoptera; Apidae
Product: glutathione S-transferase theta-1
Biological process (GO): glutathione metabolic process
Cellular component (GO): cytoplasm
Molecular function (GO): glutathione transferase activity
Source: RefSeq, a predicted model, not a curated record
AUCUACCUCGUUUGUCACUCAUUCUGCAAUCAAAGAUUAUCGUUACAUUAAAGACGGAAGAUAAAUCUGAUCAUCUACUCUGAUGUGAAAUUUUGCAAUCUGAAAUAGAUAAAUCGUUAUCAUUGAAUUUAUUUUAUUUUAUUUAGUUUUAUAAUAUUUUUAAUAUAAUAUAAUUAUAAAAUUAUCUUUAUAAAUUUAAUUUAAAUAAAUUUAAUUUUUCUACAAAGAAUUAUGAGUCUUAAAUUAUACUAUGAUUUAUUAUCACAACCAAGUAGAACUCUUUAUAUAUUUUUAAAAAUUUGUGAUAUACCAUUUGAAGCAAAAUUAAUAAAUUUAGCAAAAGGUGAACAAUUUAUACCAAAGUAUCAAAAUAUUCAUCCCUUUCAAAAAGUACCAGCUAUUGAACACAAUGGUUUUAAUAUGAUGGAAAGUGUUGCAAUUUUGAGAUAUAUCUGUAGAGAAUUUAAGGUAGCUGAUCAUUGGUAUCCUAAAGACUCAAAACUUCAACUUAGAGUUGAUGAAUAUCUUGAAUGGCAUCAUUUAAAUACCAGACAACAUUGUAGUAUGUAUUUUGUUAUGAAGUAUUUAAUGCCAAAAUUAAGUGGACAACCAGUGACACAAGAAAUUAUGAAAUAUGAAAAAAAUAUGAUUGAAAUACUUAAUGUUUUAGAAAAUGUUUGGUUGAAAGACAAAAAUUUUUUAACUGGUUCUGAGAUUAGUAUUGCUGAUAUUCUUGGAGCAUGUGAAGUGGAGCAAGUUCGAAUAGGUGGAUAUAAUCCUCAAGAAAAUCGACCUCGUAUAGCUGCAUGGAUGAAAUGUGUUAAAGAUAAAACAAGUCCUUAUUAUCAAGAAGCACAUAUAUUUUUAAAUAAGCUUGCAACUAAGACAAAAGAAGAUGUAUUAAAGAGCAAGAUUUAAGAUUUUAUUCAUCAUAUAUGUAUUAUAUG